AUGGCAGAAGCAUCAGUGUUUGAGCAGGCACAGGUUGCCGUAGAAUACCUCAGGCCUCAGCUUCCCGAACCUCUCCAGAAACCUCGAAUUGCCAUCAUCUGUGGCUCUGGUCUUGGAGGUCUCGCUAAUACCAUAGAUGCAAAGACGAAAUGUGAAUUUGACUAUGGCUCGAUUCCGAACUUCCCUACUUCCUCAGCCGCCCUCCUUUCAGAUGCCUUGGUCUUACAAUAUGAUAUGUAUCUAGUUCCGGGCCAUUUGGGAAAACUUGUCUUCGGAUUCAUGGGAUCUGAUAUUCCCGCUGUGUUGAUGGUUGGGAGAGCCCAUUUCUACGAGGGCCAUUCUAUGCAGAAAAUUACGUUGCCAGUACGGAUGUUUAAGCUCCUUGGAGUUGAGACAGUGGUUGUAACAAAUGCAUGCGGCGGACUGAACCCCGACUAUGCUGUGGGAGACGUGGUCGUGCUUAACGAUCAUUUAUUCCUCGCCGGAGUUUCAGGGGCACACCCCCUGCGUGGGCCAAAUGCCGAGGAGUUUGGAGUUCGAUUUCCACCACUUUCCGAUGCAUAUGAUUUAGAACUGCGCCGAACAGCACAUCGAGCCUGGAAGAAAGUGGUGCCCGCAGAGUCGAAGCGACGCAUCCAUGAAGGAGUAUAUGCAUUCUGUUCUGGCCCAAGCUUUGAAACUCGCGCGGAGUGUCGGAUGAUGAGGAUGUUGGGCGCCGAUACGGUUGGCAUGUCGACUGUUCCGGAGAUCAUUGUGGCACGGCAUUGCGGGAUGAGGGUGCUCGCCCUAAGCCUUGUCACGAAUAACUGCGUUCUGUCACCGGCGCCUCGUGGAGAUGACCGUCUGCUUCAAAACUCGACGGCGAAGGAGCUCAACACUAUAGUUGAUGAAGGCAAGGCCAACCAUGAAGAAGUGCUGGAAACCGGCCGAGAGGCAGCGUCAGACAUGCAGAAACUGGUCUCACAGGCGGUUGUGGACAUGUUUGCUUGCUGA
Messenger RNA from Arthroderma uncinatum, 993 nucleotides. Its product is annotated as purine nucleoside phosphorylase I, inosine and guanosine-specific. The transcript has 7 exons. Gene Ontology annotation, molecular function: purine-nucleoside phosphorylase activity. NCBI's taxonomy places the organism in Eukaryota, Fungi, Ascomycota, Eurotiomycetes, Onygenales, Arthrodermataceae. Gene Ontology annotation, biological process: nucleoside metabolic process. The coding region runs from base 1 to 993 and encodes 330 amino acids. Gene Ontology annotation, cellular component: cytoplasm. The record is from RefSeq and is a predicted model, not a curated record.